Asparagus officinalis (garden asparagus) is the source of this 1064-nucleotide messenger RNA. RefSeq lists its product as uncharacterized. Bases 386 to 673 code for a protein of 95 amino acids. NCBI's taxonomy places the organism in Eukaryota, Viridiplantae, Streptophyta, Magnoliopsida, Asparagales, Asparagaceae. The record is from RefSeq and is a predicted model, not a curated record. The transcript is spliced from 3 exons.
GGCCUAGGGUUUUCACGAUCACUUGAGUUUCCACCUUCCGCUUCCUCCCACCCCCAGACGCCGUCCUCCCUCCCCGCGACGACGCCGUCCUCCCUCCCCGCGACGACUCUCUCUUCCCUCUCCGAGGACCUGCGCUCCUCUCUCUCCGACGCCCUCCUCCCUCCCCGCCGACGCUGUCCUCCCUCGCCGCGACGUCGCCCUCUUCCCUCUCCGACGACCUGCGCUCCUCCCCGCGACGACGCCCUCCUCCCUCUCUCUCGACGCCCUCGUCCCUACCCGCGACGACGCCCUCAUCCCUCCCCGCGACGACGCCCACUUCCCUCGAUCUCUGCAGAUCUUGGCGAUUUCAUGCCGUUUCAUUUACAUCAAGCACAAGGAGCUGCUUAUGGCAUCAGAGGAUUCUAAAGACCUGCUGAAAAACGUGGACUGGAAGACAGUGGGCAAUACUGGUUCCAGUGAACCAGCUGGUCCAGUGACGAAGAAACGGCUUCCGAAAAAGAUUAGACAAGUUCCCGAGUAUUAUUUUCUUCCUAAACGAUCAUUAUCUUCUGCAAUAGCCAUAUAUGGUGCUGUAAUUGCUGCUGGAGUUGGUGCAGGGAUGCUAGCGGAGGUUUGGAUAAACAAAAAGAUCAAAGAGGACGGUGGUGGUGUCAUUUGGGAGAUGGGCAAAUAGUAGAAGUCUCUACUGUUCAAAUGCAAAGACAGAUGACUACCCAGCUCGAAAUAUUGAUUGCCGUCGCUGAAGGGCAAUAGUUGUAGCUUUAAAGAAACUGGAAUAAAUAUUAUGUGCCCAUUGGAUUCUUCAUGUUUCUCUCUUUUGAAUGAAAGCUCGAAGCAGAAAAGAAUUCCCCCUUCCUAAGGUUGAGGAUGGGACAUGUACUCUAUGGUUUAGUAUGCUUUGAUGAAAUGACCUAUUUAUAACGAUGUUAUAUUGACUCUUAUUGUCAUUUUUGAGAUUGGGAAAUCCAUUAUUUUGUUAUCCUACAUUAAAACUGAUUGAUCAUUGUUAUUAUGAAAAAAAAAAGACUAGGAAACACUGAAUGUAUUUCUCCUGUUUCAUGAGA